AUGAGACUUUCUAGUGUUCUGAUCACUGUCAGUUGUCUGAUUGCCCAGGUGGCAUCUUACAGCCAGGGCACUGUCAAGCACCACGUCGGGGUCCCGCAUAACAAAUUAAGUGAAACACAAAGUGUUCGGUAUCACCGUAAUACCACAUCGGGUGGCUUUGUUGGUAGAAACGGUCUGAAUUUCACGAUCGAUGGCCAAGUGAACUAUUUUGCCGGGACCAACAGUUAUUGGAUUGGUUUUCUUACCGACAACGCCGACGUCGAUCUUGUGCUCGAUCACCUACAAGGCUCUGGUGUCCGUAUCCUCCGCGUCUGGGGCUUCAAUGAUGUCAACACCACGCCUGCCCCGGGAAAGGUGUAUUUCCAGCUGCUUCAGAAUGGAGCCGCGACAAUUAACACUGGCUCUGACGGCCUCCAACGUCUAGACUACGUUGUCGCUGCCGCUGAAAAACGGAAUAUCAAACUGAUCAUCAACUUUGUCAACAACUGGUCCGACUAUGGGGGUAUCAACGCAUAUACUACCGCGUUUGGCGGUAAUAGUACGAGCUGGUAUACCACAUCAGCUAUCCAGAAGGCCUACCGCAAAUACAUCAAAGCUGUCGUCUCGAGGUAUAGCCAGUCGUCAGCAAUCUUUGCUUGGGAAUUGGCAAACGAGCCUCGUUGCAAUGGUUGUGACACCUCGGUUAUCUCUAAUUGGGCUGCCUCCACCAGUGCCUUUAUCAAAUCAAUUGAUUCACAGCACAUGGUGGGUAUCGGAGAUGAGGGAUUUGGUUUAGAUAUUGGCUCGGACGGAAGCUACCCCUACACGUAUGCUGAGGGUCUUGACUUUGCAAAGAACCUGAAGAUAGACACGAUUGACUUUGGAACUUUCCAUCUGUACCCUUCGUCUUGGGGUGUCGCCAAUUCCUUUGGAAAUGGCUGGAUUACGGCUCAUGGCAAAGCCUGCGCAGCAGCGAAUAAGCCCUGUCUCCUGGAGGAGUAUGGAGUGGCCUCCGACAAGUGCAGCAUCGAAGGCCAAUGGCAGCGAACCGCGCUGGGCACUAAAGGGAUUGGCGCAGACCUCUACUGGCAAUGUGGAGACAAUCUGAGCACAGGGAACUCCCCCAACGACGAUUUCACUAUCUACUAUGGCUCGGAUGACUUCACGUGCUUGGUUACCAACCAUGUCGCAGAAGUGUAA
This is a messenger RNA of Penicillium arizonense, 1179 nucleotides long. RefSeq names its product glycoside hydrolase 5 family protein. The record is from RefSeq and is a predicted model, not a curated record. The coding region runs from base 1 to 1179 and encodes 392 amino acids. The transcript is spliced from 4 exons. Lineage: Eukaryota; Fungi; Ascomycota; Eurotiomycetes; Eurotiales; Aspergillaceae. Gene Ontology annotation, molecular function: hydrolase activity, hydrolyzing O-glycosyl compounds.